Molecule: messenger RNA, 651 nt
Organism: Eimeria necatrix
Lineage: Eukaryota; Apicomplexa; Conoidasida; Eucoccidiorida; Eimeriidae
Product: 60S ribosomal protein L24, putative
Exons: 3
Coding region: 1-651 (216 amino acids)
Biological process (GO): ribosomal large subunit biogenesis
Cellular component (GO): nucleolus
Source: RefSeq, a predicted model, not a curated record
AUGAGAAUAGAGAAGUGCUGGUUCUGCUCCAGCAGCAUUUAUCCCGGGCACGGGAUAGUGUUUGUGCGCAACGACGCGAAGAUGUUUCGUUUUUGCCGCUCGAAGUGCCACAAGCUUUUCAAGGCAAAAGGAAACCCGAAGAAGUUCAAGUGGACGAAGGCCUACAGAAAGGCCCGCGGGAAGGAGCUGACGGAAGACAGCACUUUUGACUUUGAGCAGCGGCGGAAUCGGCCAGUGCGGUACAACAGAGAGCUGCUGCAGCAAACUGUGGGGGCGCUGCAGCGGAUAGCAGCAAUUAGGGAAAGAAGAGCAGCAGCACAUUACCGCAGCAGAAUGCUGCGGGCCUUUGUGGAGGGGAAGCAGCAGCAAAAGGCGGAGAAGCUGCUGCAGAAGCACAGCCGCUUGCUGCAGCAAAUGGAGCUCCAGAGCAGCAGCAGCAGCAGCAGCAAAAGCAUCCGCGCACACGCCCUGCUGCACAGCGACGACGAGGAGGAAGACGAGGAGCAGCAGCAGCUGCAGCAGCAGGAGCAGCAGCUGCAGCAGCAGCUGCAGCACGAGGAGCAGCAGCAGCAGGACCUGGAGGAGAUGGACCUGGAUGAAAAAACAACGAAAAAAGGCAAACAAAAAGUCAAGACGCUCCUCAAAGUCUAA